Molecule: messenger RNA, 760 nt
Organism: Eutrema salsugineum
Lineage: Eukaryota; Viridiplantae; Streptophyta; Magnoliopsida; Brassicales; Brassicaceae
Product: peroxisomal membrane protein PMP22
Exons: 7
Coding region: 115-672 (185 amino acids)
Cellular component (GO): cytoplasm; membrane
Source: RefSeq, a predicted model, not a curated record
AAUUUCUCAUAAAUCAAAAUCUGAAUCUCCUAUUCUUCCUCUGCUCAAAGAUCUCUACCCCUUUCUUCUCCCUUUUCCUCUUUUGACAUUAACAAUCAAACAAUAACUUGGGGCAUGUCGGAUUUAGCCAAAGAUGCAUGGCGAAAAUAUCUGAUUCAGCUCCAAGCCCACCCUUUACGAACCAAGGCGAUCACUGCUGGGGUUUUAGCAGGUUGCAGUGAUGCCAUAGCUCAGAAGAUCUCUGGAGUUAAAAGGAUUCAGUUCCGGAGAUUGUUUCUCCUUAUGCUGUAUGGGCUGUGUUAUGGUGGGCCAUUUGGUCACUUCUUUCACAAAUUGAUGGAUGCCAUUUUCAAAGGGAAGAAGGGUAAUACAACAGUCGCUAAAAAGGUUUUGUUGGAACAACUUACAUCCUCUCCAUGGAACAAUUUUCUUUUCAUGUCUUACUAUGGUUUAGUAGUUGAAGGGAGGCCAUGGAAGCUAGUGAAGCACAAAGUUGGCAAAGAUUACAGAUCAAUCCAGUUAACAGCAUGGAAGUUCUGGCCUGUUGUGGGAUGGAUUAAUUACCAGUAUGUUCCUCUGCAAUUCCGGGUCUUGUUCGGUAGCUUCAUCGCCUCUUGCUGGGGCAUUUUCUUGAACCUGAAAGCGCGAUCUGCAGUGAUCAAGAACGCCUAGAGAACUCAAUCUUGAAGAACACAAGUCUGAGUCUCCUUUUUCUGAAGUGCAGAAAUUCUUUUAAAAUUGAAUCUUAUGUAAAACUGGG